UUUUUUCUCCCAAAAUUCUCAUUUUUGAUUCGUUUAUUCACUAUGUCACUUUCUUCCAAUAUGCAUGUUUGUAUAAUUUAAGUAUGUUUUGACACGUGUGGAUGUAAUUAUAGUGUGUUUUGAUGAAUUGGGUUUUUAGUUGUUUUCUGUUUUUGGGUCGAUUGGAUUGGGAUCUUUGUAUUUCAGUUAAUUACUGUUUCUAUUGUAUGUUUCAGGAAAGAUUAGCUAUUAAUGUUGUUUUAUCGAGUCUUGGAGAAUCUCAAUGUGAUUGUAUUGCAAUUCGGUCUAAUAAGAUGUUUGAAUGUGGGUUUAUUUUUCUUCUUAUCAUUAUGGAGUUUUGAAGAAUUCUGGGUUUCUGAGCUAUGAUUUAUUUUGUUGAAGAAUUAAGAGUCUGCAUAUAAAACAAGAUAGACUUAGGAUUUUUGAUGUAUCUUAUAUGGUUUGUAUAAAUGUGGGCAUGCAUGAGUGGGCAUCGAGUUUAAGUUGGAUUGCUACAUGUUUUGAUUCUUAGCCAUAAAAAUAUAUUUUUGCUCAAGUUGCUGCAUCCAUGAUAGGAUUUUAACACACUGCCUUUACCUCUUGGCCAAGGCACCAGUGGCGUUUGCUUGCUGCAUUAAGUUGAUAGUCUUUUCCAUUUGGUGGUUUUGAAUUUGUUGAGAAAUUAUGGUUUGGGUGGUGCAUUCAUCUGUAUAGUUGCUCGACUUCUCGUUGUUGAUAUGAUUGUAAGUGGUCAGUUUCUAUUCUACUUACUGUGUAUGUGAUGCCAACAAGUGUUCAGUUUCAUAGGAUUGAUAGUGUUUGCACGAGGCACAUAAGUUAAUCUUACGUUGGGGUUUUAAGGGUGAAGUGAAUGUCUGCUGGGUGUCUAAGGAGUUUGAGGGUGGCACUAUCACGAGCAGUGGGAUGUAGUUUGACUUUGUGUUAGGCUUGGGCGACUUGUCCACCUUUGAUUUCUUUUUUUAACUUUUUAUAGCUUUAUUAAUGAUGUUAUUGUUUCCUGUCGAAAAAAAUGUCUGCUGAGAUCCUUGCACAAUUGUGGGAUAAUGCUUAAGCAACAUAUACCUACUCACGUGAGCCUCACAGCAACACAAGCAUUACGGCAUUAUACUAGUAGCCUUUUAAAGCAAUGGUUCUGAUUAAUGAAUGAAUCUGACAAGUAUCUACCCUUUUAAAUUAGAUCCGAAGUGUCUUUGCUUAUUUGAAAUUUUGCUUUUCUGUUAUUGGUUAAGGCAUCAAGGAAUUAGGUUUCUGAAGGAAUUAGAGUCAUGCAGUCAAAGUCUAAAAAUGCCAAUCGAUUACAAGCUGAUUCAUACAAUAUUCCAUCAUCAACGCUAUGUUCUGAUCCUUGGUGGCAUGGUACUGGGUAUAAUUCCAUCUCCCCUGCUGUGGUGCGAGGAAAUGCAUCCGAUUCAUCUUCAAUGGAACAUUCUAUGAAUGGUCAAUCACGGUCAGAUGGUGGGCUGAACGAGGAUGAUGAUGAUGCUAACAAAGAGUCACAGAGUACUGCCCUGCCACGUUCAGAUGGAAGUUAUGGACAAGAACACCAGAAUUUUCAGCAUGUUACAUCAAAUCUACCUCCAAGGAGUGAUGAAAGCCUCACACAACCUCCACAACUUGAACUUGUUGGGCACUCAAUUGCUUGUGCUUCAAAUCCAUAUUCCAAUCAAUUCUAUGGAGGAAUGAUGGCACCCUAUGGUCAGCCUAUGGUCCAUCCUACUUUAUUUGACAUGCAUCAUGCUAGAAUGCCUUUGCCUAUUGAGGUGGCGCGAGAUCCUGUUUUUGUGAAUGCCAAGCAAUAUCAUGGGAUUAUGAGGCGAAGACAGUCACGCGCUAAAGCAGAACUUGAGAAGAAGUUGGUAAAAGCUCGAAAGUUUUACCACAUUGGAGAAAAUACGCCCUGGCCUAUAAGUCCAACCCACAUACCAGCUCCAAGAGGGCCUACUUUGGGAGGAGUGAUGGAGGUUUAUAAGCCAUAUCUUCAUGAAUCCCGGCAUCAGCAUGCCAUGAGAAGGGAAAGGGGCUCUGGAGGCCGUUUUGCAAAGAAGUCUGAUGUUGAUACUUCAAAAACUGCACCCGCAGAUAAGGUAACAGGUUCUGGGGCAGCUGGCUCAUCCAGUUCAUCAGGUUCUGAACCCUUGCCGACUUGUGAAGAGCACACAAAUGUCAAUGAUGCUGGCAGGUCUGGGAACCAAAAUAGCUCGCGGGUGUCUACAUAUCAGGUGGACUCUGCUGAGAGGGGGGAUGGAGGUUCUUCAGGUCAGCAGUGGGGAUGUAUUGCAACUAAUCAGGCUUCUCAAAGGGCUGUUGCCAUGCAGUGA
This is a messenger RNA of Ilex paraguariensis (yerba mate), 2318 nucleotides long. Lineage: Eukaryota; Viridiplantae; Streptophyta; Magnoliopsida; Aquifoliales; Aquifoliaceae. The record is from the annotation of a GenBank genome assembly.